AUGAAUCGACUUAGAGUCCUCAGGAAUUUUACAUUACCUAAAUUGUUUACCAGAAUCAGUUGUUUAGCCUUACCUUAUUUAAUCUAUAAUUAAUAUAGAAAUUAACCUAUUCAUUGUUCUAAUGAAAGUAAAUCAUAUUCUAUAUCACUUUCAAAGUACGAUAAAUGAAUUAAUAAAUCUUUGUUUAAAAUGUUCUUGGAAAUAGAUAAGAUUAUUUCUUUUUGGUUAUCUAUAAAGAUGAAAUUGAUGGAGGAUAUGGUGAAAGAGAAGCCAUUGAAGUAGCCAAAAAAUUGUAAUAAAUAUCAGAUAAACUAUAAAUUAAUUGUAUUAUAUUUUAUAUAAUUUAGGUCAUAUUUACACUGUUUCUAGACCAUCUUUAAAAUCUAUCACUAAAUUAGUCAAUAGUGUUAAAAAUAUAAAGAUAUAUGAGGAAGAUGAUUUUUAGAAAAUUGAAAUAUUUUUUAAAACUCCUCAUUCAGAUGAUUAUGUUUACUUUCCUUUUAAAAAACACAACUUUUAUCAAGAAAAUAAUUUAGAUAAAAUUUUGUAAUACCUAUUAAUCACAAUAGAACACGAGUAUCGAGAUUUUUUGAUUUGUACUAAACUGUUACAACAAAGGAAUAGUUCGAAUCUAUUAUUUUAGAAAGUUAUUAUUAAUUAGAUUCUCCUGUUUUUAUUAAAUCUAAUAGCAAUGAUGCUAAAGUUAAAUAAUUUAAGAAAAUAUCCUUUUAGUUUUUAGAAAAGAAAACUAUUAAUUAAAACUCUAAAUUUUUAAUUAUAGAAAAUAAAGAAUUAUGUUAAUAAUUAAAUUUAAAAGAUGAUGAUAUUCUAUUAUUCAGAAAUGACAUCUUAUAAAAAUAUUAAAAUUGCAUAAUCAAUGAAAAAAAUUAAAUUAUACCCCAAUUCAUAAAUUAUAAAGAAAUUAAUAAUUUGAAAUAUGAUUCUUUUAAUGAAUGGAAAUAAUAAAAUAAUAAACUUCAAUCAAAUACAGAUCUUGAUAAAAAACAAUUAAAAAAUCAAUUUACAUUUGAACUUUAAUAAUUUAGUUUACCUAGAGUUUUUUAUUUGAAGAAUAGUAGAAAAAGUAGUAUAGCUGCAUUUAUUAGAAAAAUUCAAAAUCAUAAAAAUCAAAAUGAUAAAUUAGUUGUUAGUCUACAAUUAGAUCCUAAACAUUAAAAUAGAUUAGAUGUAUAUUAAUUUAUUAUUAUAAUUAUUAGAAUCAUAUAAGAAUAUCUUUAUUUUUUAAACUUUAUGAUAAAUAUAAGGAUAAAUUAGAAUUUGUUAUAUCAGCAACAAAUUAAUUAGAAGAAUUGUUGCCUCACCUUAACAAAUUUUAAAGCAAGUUUGUUCUCUUUAAUAUUUUUAAUUCUAUAUCAUAUUCAAAAUAAUUAUUUCCAUAAACAGCUAAACUCUAUGAAAAAUAUUUUUUAAAAGAUACAUAAUUUGUAGAGAGAUUUGAAGUAAUUGAUUAACAAUUAAAUAAUUUACUUUAAUAAACUUCUUAAGAGAGAAUAAAUAAUAUUGAUUACUUAUCUUAGGAUCUUGAUAAGAUUUAGGAAAUUAAUUUAGAUUAUUUCAAUUUCCUUAAUAGUAAUCAAAAUAAUAAUAAGCAAAUAAUUUUAUAUUAUUAAAAUGAUGCUAUGACAGAAGCCUUAUUAACUAUUUUAAAAGAUAUAAAAACAAAGUAUUUAUUAUAAAAUAUAUUUAGUUUAAAAAUUUACACAAUAUCUAGUUUAAAUUAGAUUCCAGCACUUUAUACAUCCUUUCCAAAUUAAAAUGUAUUGAUAUUGAAUGGCACUGCCAUAGGAUUUCCAAAAACAAUUGAUUAAAAUUUAAACGAAUUAAGAGUUGUUAUAGAGAAUUUUAUGAAAUAAUAUUUAUGA
Paramecium pentaurelia is the source of this 1883-nucleotide messenger RNA. The record is from the annotation of a GenBank genome assembly. Lineage: Eukaryota; Ciliophora; Oligohymenophorea; Peniculida; Parameciidae.